CUCGACGCGCAACAUCUCCUGUGGCAGCUGCACACAGGAUAUCUCCUGCACCCGGAAAUUCCUCGCAAAGAUGGAAUGGCGAUUGCCGACAUUGGAGCUGGAACGGGGAUCUGGGCCCUUGAACUUGCCCCCAACCUUCCCGCAGACGCUCGCAUCGUCGCCUAUGACAUCGCCGACACGCACUUCCCGGCAAAGGAGUAUUGGCCUGCGAAUGUGCGCUUCGAGCUGCUCGACUCGCUCAGCCCGACAAUCCCGGAAGCCCUAAUCGGCCAGUUCGACGUGGUGCAUCUGCGCAUGUGGGCCUUCAUCAUCCGGGACAACGAUCCGAGUGCGUUGAUUCGGCAUGCUGCGAGAUUGCUGAAACCAGGUGGUUAUUUCCAAUGGGAAGACGCUAGAUUCGGCAGUAUCGUGCAGCGUGGUCUUCCUGCUCAGCAAUUCCGGGAAUUGAUGAAUCGGCAGACGGUGGUGACCGGGCAUGAUUUCCGGUGA
Messenger RNA from Aspergillus uvarum CBS 121591, 489 nucleotides. Its product is annotated as class I SAM-dependent methyltransferase. The record is from RefSeq and is a predicted model, not a curated record. The transcript is spliced from 3 exons. NCBI's taxonomy places the organism in Eukaryota, Fungi, Ascomycota, Eurotiomycetes, Eurotiales, Aspergillaceae. The annotation marks the transcript as partial.